UGACAAAGACAAAAAUAAAAUUGCCUUUUAUUUUAGAUAAUAAUUAAACAAUUGUUUUAAUAUCACAUUUGUUAUAUCAAAUACUUGGAAAAUGUAGAUUGUUGAAAAAUUAAAUUCAAAUUUAGCGCCAUUCGUAUGAAGUGAAAUAAUAGCAUUCAGGUCACGUGACCUAUCAGAUAGAAAUAAAACAAAAUGACCACAUGUAUGUGCGCGCGUAAUUGUCUUUUAAUUUGUAUUAUAAUUAUUUGUGAUACGAUAUGUUAAUUAUUCAUAAUUUUUACAUUUAAGUAAAAUAUAUUCUUUUUCAUAGUUUUAUUGGAUGUUAGUUUUACAUUUAUGAUUAUUGACAUAUUAUUGUUGUUUAACUCACAAAAUUUAUGCGACGUGAUAAAAGGUGCAUCAAAUUUUGAGGCUAGAAUUGGAGGUUAUAUUCAUUGAUGAGUGUACUUAAUCGAGAAAGAAAUAUGCCUACUUGGAAUCAGAUUCAAGCUCAGCUACGCAAUCCAAAUAAUCCAGUUGUAUUUUUUGAUGUAUCAGUGGGUACAAAUGAAAUUGGUCGUAUGAUAUUCGAGCUUUUCGAAGAUGUAUGUCCAAAGACUUCAGAAAACUUUCGACAAUUUUGUACAGGAGAGUAUAGAAAGGAUGGUGUACCAUUAGGAUUCAAAGGUGCUAUAUUUCAUAGGGUGAUCAAAGACUUUAUGAUACAAGGAGGAGAUUUUGUAAAUGGUGAUGGUACAGGAGUAAUCAGCAUCUAUGGUGGAGGAACUUUUCCUGAUGAAAACUUUACCUUGAAACACGACUCACCUGGAUUACUUUCGAUGGCGAAUAGUGGAAAGGAUACCAAUGGUUGUCAAUUUUUUAUUACAUGUGCUAAGUGUAAUUUUCUAGAUGGGAAGCAUGUAGUUUUUGGAAGAGUAAUUGAUGGUUUAUUGGUCAUGAGAAAAGUAGAAAAUGUUCCUACAGGACCAAAUAACAAACCGAAGAUACCUGUAACAAUAUCGCAGUGUGGUCAAAUGUAGAGUAAGCUUUUUCUAUUAUUUAUAAGGAAUAUUAUAUCUAUAAUAGAUUUAAUAUUAACGAUUAAAAAAGAAGUAAAU
Molecule: messenger RNA, 1097 nt
Organism: Polistes dominula (European paper wasp)
Lineage: Eukaryota; Metazoa; Arthropoda; Insecta; Hymenoptera; Vespidae
Product: peptidyl-prolyl cis-trans isomerase H
Biological process (GO): protein peptidyl-prolyl isomerization; protein folding
Cellular component (GO): cytoplasm; intracellular membrane-bounded organelle
Molecular function (GO): peptidyl-prolyl cis-trans isomerase activity; cyclosporin A binding
Source: RefSeq, a predicted model, not a curated record